AGGAAAGAAAAGGUAAGGUAUGUAACAGAAGGCAUCCUUUUCUUUCCUUACAGUUUGCAAAGUUUGAAUAUUAAGCAACCUACUCUCUCAGCUUCCUUUUAAGAGAUAUCCCUCCUUCCUUGCUUUCUUCUAAUUUCAAGCUUCAAAUAUUCCCUUUGAAUUUGAUAGAGAAACCAAACUGGAUGGUCCCAUUUAUAAAAGCUCAAACUCUUUUUCUUUCUUCCUUUUUGUUACAUUUUUCUUGUGGAGACUUAUAAUGUGGCAAAAUCAGCCCAGCAAUUCGUCUUUCAGUGAUUCUGUCAAGGCUCUCCAAGAUGAUAUACAACAUGCUAAUACCCUGGCAUCAGCACUUCCUCGAGAUUAUGAUGGGAACUAUUUUCAGAUGAAAUUAUCUUACAGCCCCUUUGCUCCUAUUUUUUUGUUCUUGAGUGAAUGGUUGGAUUUUAGUUGUACAGACACUUUGCCCAUGUAUUUGGGCUUACUCCACAUACUUAUUUUCAAUGUAUACGCUGAUGGAAUGCCAUCUAUUUCCUCAAAAGAAAGGAAAGCAACUAUAAAGGAAUUUUAUGCUGUCAUAUACCCUUCAUUAAGGUUACUUCAAGGCGAGUUUAAUAAUGAUCAAAGAAACAGUUGUGUAGAAGUGAGCAGAAAGAGGCUUGCAAAGGUUCUCAAUAAAGAUCUAGAGGGAGAUGAAGAAUGUGGCAUAUGCAUGGAAAACGGCAUGAAGAUGGUUCUGCCUAAUUGUGGACACUCUUUGUGCAUUAGCUGCUUCCAUGAUUGGUAUAUGAGAUCAGAAUCAUGCCCAUUUUGCCGUGGAAGCCUGAAGAGGAUCAGUCCUAAAGAUUUAUGGGUGGUAAUUGGCAACAGUGAUGUGGUUGACAGGAUUACCAUUGCAAAGGAGAAUUUAAGACGUCUCUACCAUUACAUUGAAACUCUGCCUUCAAUUAUAUCGGAUGCACAUGCAUAUACAUUCAAUCACAUGCUAUAACUCGAAGAAAAAAAAGUGUUAAAUGUUAAUUAUAACUAUUAUGCAAUUGAAAGAAUACAAUUAUACAAAUACAAAUCUGGUUUUCCUGUGUGAGUA
Molecule: messenger RNA, 1084 nt
Organism: Glycine soja
Lineage: Eukaryota; Viridiplantae; Streptophyta; Magnoliopsida; Fabales; Fabaceae
Product: E3 ubiquitin-protein ligase AIRP2-like
Exons: 5
Coding region: 257-988 (243 amino acids)
Biological process (GO): protein ubiquitination
Molecular function (GO): ubiquitin protein ligase activity
Source: RefSeq, a predicted model, not a curated record